Molecule: messenger RNA, 1434 nt
Organism: Cajanus cajan (pigeon pea)
Lineage: Eukaryota; Viridiplantae; Streptophyta; Magnoliopsida; Fabales; Fabaceae
Source: RefSeq, a predicted model, not a curated record
AUCUUUAAAACUGGAGAGAGUCUCUUUUCCGCACACACACUGUUCCAGUUCAAACCGUGGAAGCAAAGGUAGACUCAGAUGUCUGUAUCCCUUUUGCUUCACUCACACCGAUCCAAUCCAAUCCAAUCUUCAAUCUUUCUCUCUCUAUAAAGAGAACUCACACACUCCCCAGAUUCACACCCUUCUUAACUCUCCUUCUCUCUUUCUCCGCUUCAAUCAAACAUUCCCAGUGCAAAUAGAUUGAAUGUUGUGAACAAUGGGUUCAUCCAAGGCCUCAUGCAGUGUUUCUCUGCUCCAAUUGUUCAUAGUGGUUUGCCUUGUCUUCCAAUGCUUUGCUAAAAACCAUGCUGACCUGAGCACAACUCUAAUUGUAAAUGCUUCUGAUGCGUCUGGAAAGCCUAUACCAGAGACACUUUUUGGCAUAUUCUUUGAGGAGAUCAAUCAUGCUGGAGCCGGGGGAAUUUGGGCUGAGCUUGUGAGCAACAGAGGAUUUGAAGCUGGGGGCCCUAACACUCCUUCAAAUAUUGAUCCUUGGUCAGUUAUUGGAAAUGGAUCACUGAUAAAUGUUGAAACUGAUCGUACCUCUUUCUUUGACCGUAAUAAGGUUGCACUUCGAUUGGAGGUGUUAUGUGACAGCAAAGGUGACAACAUCUGCCCAGCUGAUGGUGUUGGUGUUUAUAACCCUGGUUUCUGGGGCAUGAAUAUUGAGCAAGGGAAGAAAUACAAAGUGGUCUUCUAUGUUCGUUCAACUGAAUCACUUAAUCUAACAGUUUCAUUGACUGGAUCAAAUGGUGUAGGAAAUCUGGCUUCAUCUGUGAUUACGGGUUCUGCACUUCAUUUUUCUAACUGGACAAAGGUGGAGACUUUAUUGGUUGCCAAAGAAACGAAUCGUAACUCAAGACUUCAAUUAACCACUACCACCAAAGGUGUGAUAUGGUUGGACCAAGUGUCUGCUAUGCCACUGGACACAUAUAAGGGACAUGGUUUCCGCAGUGAACUUGUUGAAAUGCUGGCAGAUUUGAAACCAAAAUUUAUCAGAUUUCCGGGUAUGUAUAAAGUGGUUAAGAUUGAUAAAAUUUCAGACCUAUAAUUUGUUAUAACGCACAAACACAAACACAAGUUUUAUGUGUUGCUUUUGUCCUGUGUAAUGUGCUCUUGUCUUGAAUAUUCAAAAUGUGUAUACUUAAAUAAGGGUAAUCAGGGUAUGCUGAAUUGGACAGUUGGGAAUAAGAAAGGAAAGUUAAAAAAGAAAAAAAAUUGUUUGAGUUAUAAUUGCUCAUGAAUAUUUGGUAGAGAAUGUACAAAAUAAAGAGAAGAGAAGGGUAAUCUAUUUUAAACUACUCUACUUUUUUCCCCCUUUGUCAAAGUGUAAAAUAAUUUCAUCCCAAUAUGAACUGGUUCAUUUUGUUAUAACUAGCAAAACCUUAGUGAGCU